Vombatus ursinus (common wombat) is the source of this 960-nucleotide messenger RNA. Its product is annotated as olfactory receptor 150-like. The record is from RefSeq and is a predicted model, not a curated record. Gene Ontology annotation, molecular function: odorant binding; olfactory receptor activity; G protein-coupled receptor activity. Gene Ontology annotation, cellular component: membrane. Gene Ontology annotation, biological process: G protein-coupled receptor signaling pathway; sensory perception of smell. The transcript has a single exon. Lineage: Eukaryota; Metazoa; Chordata; Mammalia; Diprotodontia; Vombatidae. Bases 10 to 960 code for a protein of 316 amino acids.
UCAAAAAGAAUGGAGAAAGGAAAUUAUUCCCUAGUGACUGAGUUCAUCCUCAUAGGGCUAACAGACCAGCCUGAAGUUCAACUGCCCCUCUUCUUCCUCUUCCUAGGGAUUUUUGUGAUCACAGUGGUGGGGAACCUGGGCAUGAUAACAUUGAUUAGACUCAGUCCUCAUCUUCACAACCCCAUGUAUUAUUUCCUCUGCAGUUUGUCCUUCAUUGAUCUCUGUCAGUCAACUGUCAUUACUCCCAAAAUGCUGAUGAACUUUUUAUCAAAGAAAAACACCAUCUCCUACCCUGAAUGCAUGACUCAGUUCUAUUUUUUUGCCUUUUUUACAAUUUCUGAAUGUCAAAUGUUGGCUGUGAUGGCAUAUGAUCGCUAUGUUGCUAUAUGUCAUCCCCUUCUUUACAGUCUUAUAAUGUCUUAUCAAGUGUGCUCCUGGUUGGUGGGUGGGGUGUAUGCAUUGGGCCUCACUGGGACCACAGCUCACACAGGCUGCUUGCUUAGAGUGCUCUUCUGUAAGGAAAAUGCCAUUAAUCAUUACUUCUGUGAUCUCCUUCCACUCUUGAAGCUCUCUUGUUCUAACACAUAUGUCAAUGAAGUGGUGGCUCUGGCCUUCAGCACAUUUAAUAUCCUUUUCCCAACCUUGACAAUUAUUUGCUCUUAUGUUUUGAUUAUGGCUAGCAUUUUAAAAAUUCAAUCCACUGAAGGCAGAUCAAAAGCCUUCAGCACCUGCAGCUCCCAUAUUGCAGCAGUUGGCAUCUUCUUUGGGUCCCUUACAUUCAUGUACCUGCAGCCAUCUUCGGUCAGUUCCAUGGAUCAGGGGAAAGUGUCCUCUGUCUUUUACACUAUCAUAGUGCCCAUGCUAAACCCCCUCAUCUACAGUCUGAGAAAUAAGGAUGUCAAAAUUGCCUUGAAGAAAGUGAUAAAAAAAGAAUAUUCUAUUGAAAAGAGCAAUAUCUGA